This is a messenger RNA of Macadamia integrifolia, 1348 nucleotides long. RefSeq names its product eukaryotic translation initiation factor 6-2. Gene Ontology annotation, biological process: assembly of large subunit precursor of preribosome; maturation of LSU-rRNA; maturation of 5.8S rRNA. Gene Ontology annotation, cellular component: cytosol; nucleolus; preribosome, large subunit precursor. Gene Ontology annotation, molecular function: ribosomal large subunit binding. Lineage: Eukaryota; Viridiplantae; Streptophyta; Magnoliopsida; Proteales; Proteaceae. The transcript is spliced from 9 exons. Bases 207 to 944 code for a protein of 245 amino acids. The record is from RefSeq and is a predicted model, not a curated record.
UAUUUCAUCUUCGUUAUCUGUAGACAAGAAAAAUAAAUAGUUUAAAGAAGUUAGACGUGUUCACUGGUGGCUUCUUUGCUAAAAAAAAUCUGUUAUCGCCAAUAGUUUAUUAUUCAAUAAAGCAUGAGGAUUCAGUAACUUGUGCUUGAUUAGUUGUUUAGGUCUAGUUUGCGACUAUCCGAGUUAGAUAUUUUCAUAGUGUUACUAUGGCAACCCGACUACAGUUUGAGAACAACUGUGAAGUUGGGGUUUUCUCCAAGUUGACCAAUGCAUACUGUUUGGUUGCUAUUGGAGGCUCAGAAAACUUUUACAGCAUAUUUGAAGCUGAGCUAGCUGACACUAUUCCUGUGAUUAAAACAUCCAUAGGAGGCACUAGAAUUAUUGGUCGGCUAUGUGCUGGAAACAAGAAUGGGCUUCUCUUGCCACACACUACCACUGACCAAGAGCUUCAACACUUGCGGAACAGCUUACCAGAUCAAGUUGUUGUUCAACGCAUCGAUGAGCGACUAUCUGCUCUUGGGAAUUGCAUAGCUUGCAACGACCAUGUUGCUCUGACACAUACUGAUCUUGACAAGGAAACAGAGGAGAUGAUUGCAGAUGUUCUUGGUGUAGAAGUGUUCAGGCAGACGAUUGCAGGAAACAUUCUUGUAGGAAGUUACUGUGCCUUCUCCAACAGAGGUGGAUUGGUCCACCCCCAUACAUCCAUUGAAGACUUGGAUGAGCUUUCUACACUCCUUCAAGUUCCUCUCGUGGCUGGUACUGUUAAUCGAGGUAGUGAAGUCAUAGCUGCUGGUAUGACAGUCAAUGAUUGGACAGCAUUCUGUGGGUCAGACACUACAGCAACAGAGCUUUCUGUCAUUGAAAGUGUCUUCAAGUUAAGGGAAGCCCAACCAAAUGCCAUUGUUGACGAAAUGAGAAAAUCGUUGAUUGACAGUUACGUCUGAGGUUCCAAUCCACAAAUUUUGUGCAGGAUUUCGACGUUUGAUGCAUACUGAUACGAACACAUGCAAACUCUUCUUCAUCUGGAUCCCUGAGAUGAAUGUUUUGUGACCCAAAAUGCUUUUUGAAAGAAGUCUAAACUUUUCAUUCUCCCGAAGGAUGAUAAUGAUCUGAUUAUCUAAGUGCCAAUAUAGCAUCCAGUUCUUGAUUAAUUUGAAGCAAAGCUUGUUUUUGACUUAUUUGCUACCAACAAUGAGCAAGACAUCCAACAAUCUUCCCCCCAAGCAUGUACCGCCUUGUUUGCUUCCAGUAUAGUGCUUCAAUGAUAGAAAGAAACAUGACAUGUGAGUCAUCAUGGUGAAGACAAUUUAAAAAUUGGUGUAUUAUUAAUAUGAUUUGAUUCCCAAAA